GGAACCUUUCUUGUGCUGCCGAGACGCGCACGGAACUCACGGAGGGUACACACUCCAGCAGCGGUACCGCUAGCAAGUGGCGGAGCUAGCCUCGCCGGGUCCUGGCUGACAAAUACUUUUACCUUUCUGUUUUCACCGGUUCGCUGUCACUCCUUUAACGUCCGGAGAGCCGCAUGACAGUCACGGUGCUGUCUGCGCGUUACCGUUUAGCGACCUACUCAUGCAGCUGAGGGGCUAAAAAUGAGAGGAGGAGUGUGUGCCGUGUGACUCAGCGCUUUUGUAGCCAUGGAGAAGCCCUGGAGGCUGUGGGCGGGAAUAGAGCAUUGUACCCUGACUGUGGCGUCCUGGUCCUGGAGUGCUUGUCGAGUCUCCCUGUUGGCCCUCAUCCUCACCUUCCACCUGUAUGGGGGAUUUUUUCUCCUUGCACUUAUCCUAGCCUCUGUGGCAGGCAUUCUUUACAAAUUUCAGGAUGUGCUCCUCUACUUCCCAGACCAGCCCCCCUCCUCUCGCCUUUAUGUUCCCAUGCCAACAGGAAUCCCUCAUGAGAAUGUGUACAUUCGCACCAAGGACGGUGUGAAGCUCAACCUCAUCCUGCUUCGCUACACGGGUGGUGACACGCCUCCUGGAGUCAACCCUGGCAAUCAAAGCAGCCCCACUUCCUCUGCGCCACCUACCAUCCUUUAUUUCCAUGGUAAUGCAGGUAACAUUGGUCACAGGGUGCCAAACGCCCUGCUUAUGCUGGUCAAUCUGAAAGCCAAUGUGGUGCUGGUGGACUACCGUGGCUAUGGAAAGAGUGAUGGUGAGCCCAGUGAGGAUGGGCUGUACCUGGAUGCCGAGGCCACGCUGGACUAUGUCAUGACCCGCCCUGAUCUGGACAAGACAAAGGUGGUACUAUUUGGCCGUUCUCUGGGGGGUGCUGUGGCUGUACGCUUGGCGUCAGUCAACCCUCACCGCGUAGCAGCCAUUAUUGUUGAAAACACCUUCCUCAGUAUCCCCCACAUGGCAGCUACACUCUUCUCCUUCGUGCCCAUGCGCCUGCUGCCCUUGUGGUGCUACAGGAAUCAGUUCCUGUCCUAUCGACAGGUGGCGCUGUGCCGCAUGUCCUCGCUGUUUGUGUCUGGUCUGUCGGACCAGCUUAUCCCACCAGUCAUGAUGAAACAACUAUAUGAGCUGUCUCCUGCGCGGACUAAACGUCUUGCUAUCUUUCCAGAGGGCACACACAAUGACACUUGGCAGUGUCAGGGCUACUUUGCUGCUUUGGAGCAGUUCAUGAAAGACCUGCUGAAGAGCCACGCCCAUGAGGAGAGUGCUCAGCCCUCAUCGAGUGUCACCAUUAUCUGAAGUCAACAGCCAGGUUAUGAGCUGGAGGCUUACGGCUGUCGAAGGCUUGAUUGGAUGGACUUCAUUUUUUUUUUUUUAUGCUUUUGUCUGGGUUUCUAUUUUAUUUCACUCUUUCUACAUUUUCACAUUCUGUAAUGUAAUAUUGUUAACAUGAUUUGACUAUUUCAAGGUUUUAAAGGAGGGUAACAAUUCCCUAAUGGCUUCUUUUGUGUUCCAGCUAUGAAUGCAUGCAUGUAUGUAUGACCUUAAACGAAUGAAACCAGAGCACACGCCCAAACUGCAAGACAUGUCACAACUGCAAAGACUUGCUGUGAUGGGUUUUAUGAUGGCUCAUAGUAUAAUGACCAUAUGAGCCCCUACAAUAUUUCAGUGAAAGCUGAUUGCGACUAAAUACACUUCUUCUGGCCACCAAAAUGAGACACUGACAAUAUGUAGGGCUAUACUGUAUAUAUCUUUGUUAAUACAUAACAUUGCACUUUUCUUUUUGUUCUGAUUUACCCGAGUAGGCUAACAUCUUCUGAGCAAUACUUUGAGGGGCGUUCAGAUGUUUUUUUCCUCUCAAACUGGUGAGGAUCAUCAUUGCAGCAGCUUGGCAUGACACUGUAGUGAUGAAUAUUUAUACGUAUAUCGAUAAGCUCCAAGAUAUUCUCCCGUUGCUGGGUCCCGUUAAAAUCCAUCUAGCACAGUUUCUACUGUUCAAUGGACUAAGUUGCUAUUGAAUGACUUUGGCUCCUGUAGUUUGAUAAGGAGCGUUUAACUGUGUGGUUUUGUUAAUAAAUGAUGGGUGCAGAGUUAUUCAAGUCUAUCGUAGUACAACACUAUAGCACAUGCCCAUGUGUACACUGACAUGUUACUGUUCGCUGUAAUCCUAUCCUUACUGAUCGUGAAGAUAGGUUAUUAAUGUCAAAUCCAAGUCCUCUUUUAAUGCAAAAGGAAGGGGGAAAAAAAAGAGGAUAAUAUGAGGUAAGAGGAAUCAAGUAGGUACUUUCCAGGGUAAAGUCUAUGGAGAAGGAAAUGCUCAUCCCCCUCGAUUUGCCAGGAAACAGUCUGGAAAAUUAAAAAAAAACAAGAUAUAUUGUGUAGAAAAUAAAAUCUUAUCUCACUCA
Molecule: messenger RNA, 2447 nt
Organism: Cyclopterus lumpus (lumpfish)
Lineage: Eukaryota; Metazoa; Chordata; Actinopteri; Perciformes; Cyclopteridae
Gene: abhd13
Product: abhydrolase domain containing 13
Exons: 2
Coding region: 286-1341 (351 amino acids)
Cellular component (GO): membrane
Molecular function (GO): palmitoyl-(protein) hydrolase activity
Source: RefSeq, a predicted model, not a curated record